Messenger RNA from Rotaria sordida, 1515 nucleotides. The record is from the annotation of a GenBank genome assembly. Lineage: Eukaryota; Metazoa; Rotifera; Eurotatoria; Philodinida; Philodinidae.
AUGGGUGUCUACUCGAAAGCACUUGAAUUUUACGAAAAAUCACAUAAAAUAAGAGAAAAAGCUCUGCCUCCGAAUCAUCCCGAGUUGGCUAUUUCCUACAACAACAUCGGUGGAGUGUAUAACGACAUGGGUGACUACUCGAAAGCACUUGAAUUUUACGAAAAAGCACUUAAAAUAAAAGAAAAAGCUCUGCCUCCAUAUCAUCCCUCAUUGGCUACUUCCUACAACAACAUCGGUCAAGUGUAUAAGAAUAUGGGUGACUACUCGAAAGCACUUGAAUUUUACGAAAAAGCACUUAAAAUCGACGAAAAAGCUCUGCCUUCGAAUCAUCCCCAUUUGGCUAGUUCCUACAACAACAUCGGUGGAGUGUAUAACAACAUGGGUGACUAUUCGAAAGCACUUGAAUUUUACGAAAAAUCACAUCAAAUCCUCGAAAAAGCUCUGCCUUCGAAGCAUCCCAAUUUGGCUAUUUCCUACAACAACAUCGGUGCAGUGCAUUACCACAUGGGUGACUACUCGAAAGCAGUGGAAUUUUACGAAAAAGCACUUAAAAUAAAAGAAAAAGCUCUGCCUCCAUAUCAUCCCUCAUUGGCUAUUUCCUACAACAACAUCGGUCAAGUGUAUAACAACAUGGGUGACUACUCGAAAGCACUUGAAUUUUACGAAGAAUCACUUAAAAUAAGAGAAAAAGCUCUACCUCCGAAUCAUCCCGAUUUGGCUACUUCCUAUAACGACAUCGGUCAAGUGUAUAAAAAUAUGGGUGACUACUCGAAAGCACUUGAAUUUUACGAAAAAUCACAUCAAAUCUUGGAAAAUGUUUUGCCUCCGAAUCAUCCCGAUUUGGCUGGUAGUCACUUGAGUUUUGCAGCAUGUUACGAACGAAUGGGUGAUUACGCCGCAGCUCUUAGGGCUCUUCAAAGUGCUUUUCAAAUUAAACAACAAGCCUUUCAAGAAGGUAAUCCAGCUUUUGCUUCAACAUAUAGUUGGCUCGGAAGAGUUUAUCGCAGUACCAAAGAUUACUCAAAAGCACUUGAUAAUUUUGAGAAGUGUCUCUCAAUAUAUCUGAAAACGUUACCUGAAAAACAUCCCUAUCAGGCUAUUACUUAUAGUAAUAUAGGUGAUGUUCAUCGAUUAAUGGGUAAUUAUGAAAAGGCACUUGUAUUUCAUCAAAAAGCAUUAAAUAUUCAAGAAAAUGUUCAAUGUAAUCCUCUGGAAUGUGCAACGACAUAUAUAAAUUUAGGUGAAAAUUAUCGUGAAAUAAAAGAUUACUCAAAAGCAUUGACAUAUUUCGAAAAAGGAUUAGAAAUACGUGAGAAGAAAUUAUCAAAAAAUCAUCCUGAUUUAGCUGUUGUAUAUCAUAAUAUGGCAAAAUUAUAUUUGGCUACACGAAAAUGUAGUAUGGCAAUGAAAAAUAUUCAACAAGCAGUUGAAAUAGCUCAAGAAAAAUUACCUUCAACUCAUCCUCAUCUUUUGGAAUAUAAAGAAACAUUUGAAAAAAUUCGAAAGAAAAUGUAA